AUGGGUAUUGAAUCUCAUUGGAAGCAUACGAGUAAGACCUAAAUUAAUUCAGAACCUAUAAAUCCUAUUGAAGAUUUAGUAGUAAAUGAUUUUUUAAGAUAAUUCACAAUGAGCCAGCAUCUAUUAGAGCCUAUAUAACUUAAUAUUAUAAGGAUGAAUUUGAAUAUAAUAGAUGCAAAUUAAAUAAAUUUAUUAAUCUUAUUAUAUCCAGACAUGUUGAAUUUGAUGGUCAUAAUGAUUCUCAUUAAUUCCCUUCUAGUAUUUCAUUUGAAGGAGUCUCUUAACAUCAUCCUUCAUAAUUACCUACUAAUGUAACAACAUAAUUAGAAGAGAAAUUAUUAGAAGAAAUAAUAUAUCCAUCAUGAACAUCAUCGAAAUAUUAUUAAUAAAUAAGAUAAAAAUAAUAUUUUUUCUUAUGAAGAUAAACCUGCUUAUAUGUUAUAAUUCAAAUUUAGAUUUCUAGUUAAAAUUGAAAAAUGGAAUAAAUUGUUCGUUUUUGUAGAAUAUUAAAUAAAAUGA
Molecule: messenger RNA, 519 nt
Organism: Paramecium sonneborni
Lineage: Eukaryota; Ciliophora; Oligohymenophorea; Peniculida; Parameciidae
Source: the annotation of a GenBank genome assembly